AUGAGUGUGAUAAUAAGACUGCAGAAUCUUCCUUGGUCAGCCAAUGCGCUUGACAUUAGAAAUUAUUUCCAAGGCCUUUCUAUUCCGGAAGGUGGAGUACACAUCGUAGGUGGCGAACUUGGUGAUGCGUUCAUAGCCUUCAGUACCGACGAAGAUGCGCGUCGGGCGAUGAUGCAAGAUGGCGGGAAAAUUAAGGAGAUUCAAGUAAAAUUACUACUCAGCUCCCGUUCCGAGAUGCACAAGGUCAUCGAAGCGGCUCGUCAAUGUGUACCCAUUAUGUCAUUGAGUGCGCCGGCACCUGCGCCUGUUAUUCCGCAAGUUACCGUGUCCAACCCCGUACCGGCUCCCGCGCCUCCGGUAAUCACCCCUUUCUCAGCAGCUCUAGGCAAUCAUCCUCUGGCCAGUUUUGGCAUUCCGGGCCUCGGAAACCUCCAAGAAAUCCCUCAGCCAGCGGUGAUAGAGCCCCCUCCGCCGCUUAUUAGUCCAUCUCAUAGCCAAUCCGCCGAAGAGGAAAAAGAAAAAACGGAACAUAAACCCGAAAAGAAGAAAAGAGACGACAGACGACGAUCGCGGUCCAGAUCGCGCGAUAGAAAGGACAGGAAGAGAGAUAGGCGGGACCGAUCUCGGUCCAGGGAAAGGAGGCGCCGAGAUCGGAGUCGAUCGAGAGAGCGACGGGAGAGGAACAGAAGUAGAAAAGAUAGGAGUUAUUCUCGCGAUCGCUCUCCGUCCCGCAGAUCGCGCGAUAAACGAAAUGAAAGAAAAUCUCCACAGCAAACUUCUCAAGACAGAACGAUGGAUAGUAUGAAUGACGCCAGUCGAUCCCCGUCGCACUAUGCCGCUGCGGUCGCGAGCAUUCAAGGCCAACUGGCGGCCCAAAUGUCUAAUGCCAUUAUUAAAAACGGACCUCUGGCUGCUUCCAGUCCGGUCCCCAAUCGCUUCAACGACCCCUCCGUGGCCGAAACUUUGAAUAAAUUACAAGAGUUAGGAAAAAAGAGAAACCCCAAUGCAUUCCAGGGCGAACAGAACGGUAACAAGUUUAUGGGCGCUCAAAGUGGCCCUAAUGUCCCCAGGGGUAGUUUCCGCCGCGACGCACGCCGCUUUGACAGCCCGGAACAUACUGAUUGCUGUGUGGUCAUCAAAAAUGCUCCCAACCACACUAGCUACGGUGACGUGCGUCGCUUCUUCCCCUACAUGAUCGAUAAGCAUGGCAUCAAAAUGAUCAAUGACAACACUGGACGGAGAACGGGAACCAUUUACGUCAGGUUUUGUGACGUCCAAUCUAAACAAGCGGCUUUACAGAGAAAAGCGAACGAGUUAAAAGGUGCUAAAGUCAUCGUAGAAAGUCUCGACGAUGAAGAUUAUGACGCGGCGGUCGACUCCUUCCUGCCUUACAGAGAAGACAACGAAGAGGAAGCCCCCAAAUUAGAUCUUCCAAACACCAAUGUUAUGUCCUACACUAUUCUGAAGUUAGCCGACCUCCCGCAUUAUGUAAAAGAACACGAGAUCAUAAAAAUGUUUAGUGACUUUUCACUUUUGUCCAUUAUAUUGGAUGAUUGUCGAAUGACGCGAUCCAAGAUAGCGUACGUCCAGUUCGCCAAAGCGGAGGACGCCAGAGCGGCUUACGACAAAAGGGAGAGCUACAAGUUUAAACGGCGCCAGCCCAUCAUAACACCUAUCACCCAAAAGGAAUUUGAUCAAAUCAAAAUGAAAAUCGAAAACCGAACCGGCCAGGCCGGUAAAACUGGCCUCGGUUUACCGCCAUCGGAUUUGCUGAAUAACCAAGACCCGAACUUACCGAGGGAUCCGCGUCAACGGCGCCAACCGACAGAUAAUGGAAUGCCCAUGAAUCCGAUGAUGCCAAACCCACAGAACCCGGGAUUCUUUCCCAACUUCGCUGCUUCGAACGGCCCACAAUUCGGUUUCCCCAACCCAGGUGUAGUAGACCCUAGAACGGCAGCGGCGAAUUGGGCUUCUCGUCCUCAAUUUUCAAAACAGAACGUGCCUUUCGCUAAUCAGGGUCACGGUCCGGCACCUCAGCACGUGAUGACAGUAAAAAUGGACGAUGACCCACCUGACUCGGUCCUCAUGAAGGGAUUGCCCCGCGACGCCACCGAUAGAACUAUUGUACACUUCCUCUCCGAUACGGGAGCGGUUCCCUCUAGAAUUCAUCUCAUGCUGGACCCCAUGGGUCUCCCGUCAGGGGACUGCUUUUGCGAGUUCAGAUCAGAACAGGAAGCGAGACAGGCCGCUUCUAAACAUGGACAUAUGUUAAACGGGUGUCGAAUCACGGUGGACUUGGUCAUGAGAAGCGUAGUCGAAGAAGCCUUGGAGGGCCCGAAAGAGCCAAAACCGAGUAUGAGCGAGGGUCUGCUAGGAAACGCGCCCUACUUUGACGCGCAGCGCGGCGGUUUCGGCCCACCUAACCAAGGAUUCAGAGGUCGCGGAGGUUUCGACCGCGGUGGCUAUAGAGGUUUCGAUCAAGGUCGGGGUGGUUUCGACCCCAGUCGAGGCGGGCGAGGCGGUUUCGUCCCGGUACGCGGCAACGGAUUUAGAGGUAGAGGUAAUUGGACUGAGCGCGGCCGAGGGUUCGACAGGGGGAGGGGUAGAGGCUUCGUACGAGGUCGAGGGGGGUUUGACAACGGCGCUACUCAAAGACAAAACGAUGAAGAGCCAGAUCCCGGUUUGGAGGACUUCGGAGCGCCGGGGUGCGUCGUGAGCAUGGAGAACGUGCCCUUUAGAGCGACAGUGGAAGACAUAUUAGGGUUCUUCAGCGAUUUCGAACUGACACAAGACGACGUGAUAAGACGGUACAAUGAAAGAGGCCAGCCCACGGGCGACGCGCGGGUCGCGUUCAGAACCGCCUUUGACGCGCAAAGGGCCGUCCAGACGAGGCAUAUGAACACCAUCUUCGAUAGGAGGAUCAGCCUCACGGCAAUGUAG
This is a messenger RNA of Leptosia nina, 2940 nucleotides long. The record is from the annotation of a GenBank genome assembly. NCBI's taxonomy places the organism in Eukaryota, Metazoa, Arthropoda, Insecta, Lepidoptera, Pieridae.